This is a messenger RNA of Helianthus annuus (common sunflower), 963 nucleotides long. RefSeq lists its product as uncharacterized. The coding region runs from base 1 to 963 and encodes 320 amino acids. The transcript is spliced from 3 exons. Lineage: Eukaryota; Viridiplantae; Streptophyta; Magnoliopsida; Asterales; Asteraceae. The record is from RefSeq and is a predicted model, not a curated record.
AUGGAGGAGGAAGAGGAAGACGUCUCGUCUGAAAGCGUUACCAGACGACUACGGAUUAACAGAGACCGCCAAGGAGCGCACGAGAAAUUGGUGAACGAUUAUUUUUCGGAUGCACCCCUUUACAAUGCCGAGAUUUUCAGACGAAGGUUCCGAAUGAGUCGCCUGUUAUUCACACGCAUUGCUGAUGAUUUGGCGGGGCAAGAUCCGUUUUUCACGCAACGACCCGAUGCUCGUGGUUAUGAAGGGUUCAGCACGUUACAAAAGUGUACUGCGGCCAUUCGCCAACUGGCGUACGGGACAGUGGCCGACGCUUUGGACGAGUACUUACAGAUGUCGCCAAGAACUACGCGGGAAUGUUUGUAUCGGUUUUGCCAUAAUGUGGUGAAACUGUAUAGCAAAAAAUAUUUGCGGAAACCAAACGUGUAUGAUGUUCAACAGUUGUACCAAGCUCAUGAAGCAUGGCACGGGUUUCCGGGAAUGCUCUGUAGCAUUGAUUGUAUGCAUUGGGCGUGGCAGAACUGCCCGAAUGCGUGGCGAGGCCAAUAUACGCGAGGUGAUCACGGCUAUCCAACCUUAAUACUUGAGGCCGUGGCCUCACAAGAUUUGUGGAUCUGGCAUUCUUUCUUUGGUCUCCCUGGUUCACUUAAUGACCUCAACGUGCUAUACCAAUCGGCGAUCUUUAGCGAUGUCGUUAAUGGAAUCGGUUCGGACACCAGUUUUUCAGUUUCUGGGGUUGAGUAUAGACGCGGUCUGGACACCAACGAAGGUCGGGCGAUUUGUGAGUAUGAUGAGAAUGCAUCUAUUGGGAAUACUGUCGCGGUAGAUCCGGCACAACAGGAUUUAAACUCGUUCUCGCUAACCAACGAUUUCACGCAUGCAAACCUUCAAUCCAAUUUGGUAGAACAUAUAUGGAACAACGCAAACGACGGGGACGGGGACGGUGACGAAGACGAUAGCGAGUAG